AUGACAUUAUUAUAUCGUUUUUACAAUUGUACAUUAGUACGUGAUCAUGCAUUGAUUCAAGAUGACCUUUGGAUUCGUAAUGGAAAAAUAAUAAAUCCAGAAAAAAUAUUUUUUAGUGAAAAAACUCGAGCUGAUAUUGAAUAUGAUUGUCAAGGUGCAUUAAUUGCUCCAGGAUAUAUUGAUUUACAAAUAAAUGGAGCAUUUGGUCAUGAUUUUUCAAGUGCUGAUGAAGCAAGUGAAGAAAUGCUUAUCAAGGUGGCUAAACUAUUAACAUCACAUGGUGUUACUGCUUUUGUUCCGACUAUUGUUAGUUCAUUACCAGAAACAUAUCAAGAAGUAUUACCAAUAUAUAAACGACGAGCUGGUUCAGCAAAAGAUGGUGCAACUAUUCUUGGUAUUCAUAUUGAAGGUCCAUUCAUUGCCGAAAACAAACGUGGUGCACAUCGAACUGAUUUUCUUCGCAAAAGUGAAUGUGGUAUUGAAGAUUUAAAAACUUGUUAUGGUUCAUUUGAAAAUGUAUCAAUAAUUACACUUGCACCUGAACUUCCAAAUAUGGUUGAAAAUGUUAUACCGGAAUUAGUUGCAAGACAUGAUUUAGUUGUAUCACUUGGUCAUUCAACUGCAACACUUGAUUGUGGUGAACGUGCUAUUCUUGCUGGUGCUAGAUUUAUUACACAUCUAUUCAAUGCAAUGUUACCAUUUCAUCACCGUGAUCCCGGUCUUGUUGGUCUUUUAACAACACAUCCUCUACCAGCAACGACAAUUGUAUAUUAUGGUUUAAUUGUUGAUACAGUUCAUACACAUUCAGCUGCCGUACGUCUUGCUCAUCGUGUACAUCCUCACGGUCUUGUUCUUGUUACUGAUGCUGUACCUGCAUUAGGAUUUCCUGAUGGUACUUAUCAUAUGGGCGCUCAUGAAAUAGUUGUGAAUGGUAAACGAGCAACUAUAGCUGGUACAGAAACAUUAUGUGGUAGUAUUGCAUCAUUAGCAGAAUGUGUUCAAUAUAUGAGACAAGCAUUACUUGAUGGAGAAACAAAUAAAGAAAUUAUUAAUGAAAAAGAUAGUACUCAAUUUGUUGUGGAAUCGAUUGAAGCAGCAACUCUUCAUCCAGCUCAAGUACUUCAUAUUGAAAAUCAAAAAGGUACAUUAUCAUUUGGUGCUGAUGCUGAUUUUAUUUUUCUUGAUAAAAGCCUUAAUAUUUUAUCGACAUUUAUUGCUGGUGAACAAGCAUGGACAGUAACUGAUCAAUGGUCAAUUGAUAAUCUUCAAACGAAAUCAAGUCAAUAA
Messenger RNA from Adineta steineri, 1287 nucleotides. The record is from the annotation of a GenBank genome assembly. NCBI's taxonomy places the organism in Eukaryota, Metazoa, Rotifera, Eurotatoria, Adinetida, Adinetidae.